AAAAUCCCAAGCUGUUGGUUCAAACAGUACUGCACCCCAGUCUUAGCCUCCGUUUCCUUCCAGUGACGAACGACACCUCUUGGCCUAGAAUUUAAUCCCACUCAAGUGCCUCUCCAACUUUGCUUCUGCGACUGACCAAAUCCAACCCCAUGCCCAGGACCAGCUAAUGUCCUCAUUUGCGCAUCCUUUAAUGACCAGCCGAAAUGGCUAAGAAGGCGAAACAACGUGUGUCCUAUGUCCUGCCCCUUGCAAACUCACCUGGCGGACAUCGUCUGGGGGUGAACGGACUGGCGGUUGACUGCGAGCAGUCGAUUCUGUAAGUUCUUUGCGGGGUUUGGUGUGGGGUGCUUGGAGAUACUUGCGGAGGGGGGGAGGUAUGCGAGCGACUAGCUAAUUGUUGCGCCAGGUACUCGGGAGGAAGAGAUGGAGCUAUUUGCGCGUGGAAUCUCAACCUUGAUCUGAAGAACAACAAGACGUUCGACAACCCCUUUGAGUCCCCGGAGGAUCCUCCUGCAAAGCGAGGUUCGAGUUCGAGGCGUUCUACUUUUCGGGCGCAGACGCAGGCGCAUACACAUUGGGUGAACGAUAUUGUUCUGGCGCAAAACAACACGGCGCUAGUGUCGGCUUCGUCUGACUUGACGGUGCGAGUAUGGCGGCCACUAUCGAAUGCCUAUGAGGCCCCGCAGACGAUUGGACAGCAUGCGGAUUACGUGAAGUGUCUGGCGACUCCAAAUCCCCAGGCAGAUUGGGUUGCGUCGGGAGGACUGGACCGACGAAUAUGUCUUUGGGAUCUCAGCGGAGCGGGGAAGCAACUAGAAAUCGAGGUAGGAGACGAGGAGAAGAGUGAGAAGGGCUCAGUGUAUGCGCUCAGUGCUAGUCGAAGUAUACUAGCCAGUGGAGGACCGGAAUCCAUCCUGCGACUUUGGGAUCCCAGGACUGGAAAACGGGUUACCAAGUUUGUGGGCCAUACGGAUAAUAUCAGGGAUAUACUUAUCAAUGAGACGGGGGAUACGGUCAUGACUGCCAGCUCGGAUCAGACGGUCAAGGUGUGGAGUGUUACUGCGGGCCGGUGUAUGCAUACACUCACGAUGCAUAACGACAGUGUCUGGUCCUUGUAUUCAGACGACCCGGCUCUCGGAGUUUUCUACAGUAGUGAUAGAUCAGGUCUGGUUGUCAAGACCGAUGUUAGAGGCACAAUGGGAGAAAUGGACGACGGACUUUCUCUGGCUGUUGCCCAGGAAAACGAUGGUGUCAUCAAAGUCAUUGCUCAUGGAGAUUAUAUCUGGACAGCAACAUCAAGUUCUUCCAUAAGCCGAUGGACUAAUGUUGAUACGGGAGCAAAUAUCCAAUUGCCUGAAGCAUAUCGGCGUCACCGGGCCUCGAGUGUUGUAUCUCGUUCUCGACAACCUUCCCUGACUACAUCCAAUGGAACUUCGACGGAUGAAAUACCAUCGCAAUCCAUACUGAGGAUUUCCAACACGGCUAGUUUCCCCACUGCUAUAAGGGAAACUAGCAUGACACCGAUUCCUGGUCGAAAGGACUCGGAAAUUAUUGUAGAUCCUGAUAUUGGUGUGAUAGUCCCCAUUCAUGCUUUGCCGGAGGAGACCAUUGAGGGCCAACACGGUCUGGUAAAGCACAAGUUGCUUAAUGAUCGUAGAAGGGCUUUGACGUUGGAUACUGCUGGUGAUGUUUUGCUGUGGGAUCUAUUACAGGUAAGACUUUGUAUGUUCCUGCAUUUGCAACAGCUUAUUUUGUUAGUGUGUACCCAUACAAUCUUUCGGAAAGAGACAUCUUGAAGACGUUGAACCAGAAGUCAAUACCAUGGAAGCCGUUGCUCCUUGGUGUUCCAUUGAUACCCGUACCGGAAGACUGGCCGUGGUCUUGGAAGAAUACAAUUUCUCUGAUGCCGAAAUGUAUGCCGAUGAGCUUCAACUAGAUGAACCGGUGGAGUUCAAGGAAGACCAGAGAAGUAAGUCUCUUUCCCAUCGCUGGUUUCUAUCAAGCCGACACGACUGACCGACGUUAUAGUAAACCUUGGAAAGUGGGUCUUGAGAUACAUAUUCGCAAAUCUUAUCGACGAAAUGAUCAAGAGAGACGAAAAGUAUCGUGAAGAACUCAAUGAAAAUCUGAAGAAGGGUGGCCAAAGAUCCAACGCCCCAAACUCAAUCCAAAUGCCCAUUACAGGAAUAUUGUCUGACACCAUUCUCACUCCUCGAGCGAAUGGUCAAUCGUAUCCAGUGACACCUGGCAUGGGAAUAGGAGUUGCAACACCUGCUGCUGUGACACAUCUCCCAGGUGUUCCCGAAGAUGGAGCACCUCUUGACCAACGGACCUCACAAGCUAGCCGCCCUUCCGCUGACAAACCUGGUGAUUACUUUUCCAGUACCCGGAUCAACUCUGAUUCGAGCUCAAAAGCCGUGGCCACUCCCGCUGCCGAAACACAGGAACCCAAGUCACCCAGUGUAGAUGCGGAUAAAGAGAACAAUAACGGAAAAGACUCCAACACACUCUUUGGAAGAAAAUUCAAGAUGGGUAAAGGCAUGUCCUUUGGCAGCAAAAAAACCAACCGUUCAGCAUCGGCGACGAACACGGAGAAACCAGUGAUCGUCGAUGAGAAGGUUGAAGAUGGUUCAGAAGCCUCGGAAAAUGGCGAGAAGGGGAAGGAGGUUGAUGAUAGUUUCUUCGGUGUCGUUCAGAAAAUCAGACAUGAGUAUGAGAAAGCGCUACUCGAGAAUCCUGAACAGCGGGUUGAGAGUGGUAUUACACCAAGUCUACCGAAUGAGACGCCUGUUCUGAAACCGCCACCUUUGACGACGGUCAUUGUUCAGGAGGAAACUUCGGGCGGUAGUGCGGAUUUGUAUCGAGGCACGGUCGGGACGGUUGGUGAGGACGCGAGUUUGAUUGAGCAAAAGGCUCCGAUGUGGCUUGGUGACCUACUAUUACGAGUUCGUUUUUCCCCUCUCUCCCCUCUAUUAGUCGACCAAGCUAACAUAAAUAGAACCGCAUCCCACUCAAGGAACCCGUGAAGGUCUCCUUCAUCCUACAGCCUUGGCAAGAUCUCCUCCCCAGUAUCGCGGGACCAGAUGGCAAUUCCCGUCUCAAUGCAAAUCGCAUGCUGAGGGUCAAGAAGAUCCUUGGGUAUGUUGCCGAACGGGUCGAGCCGGUUCCCGAAACGCCCGAUCCGGAUGCGAUGAAGCCGGAGGAGUAUUUGGAGCUUUAUUGUUAUGACCAGGUUCGUAUUAUCCAUUCUUCCCCUUCUUCUCUCUCACCCUUGCCCUUCUUAUCUACUCUCAUUCCUUCUCCUGUAUUUGAGAACCCCAUUCUAAUCAUCACCGCUGUGCAGAAGUUACCCAUCACGAUGAGCCUCGCCACUCUCCGCGCACAUGUCUGGAAGGGAGGUGCGGAUGUGAUGUUGUAUUAUAAGAGUAAUGGGCGGAAAGCUAUUAAAGGGGAGGCUACGUCUGCGACGACGGAGACGAAUGCGGGGGAGGGUGAUGCGGGUGUGGAUAGGUCUAUUACUUGAUUGGAUCAGGAUAUACAUAUUACCUUUUUUCCUGGUUUUGGUUGGGAGGUCUUGAGGGAUGGAUGGAUGUUUUUUUGUAGAUAUGUGGUGGUGGGCUCCUUCUUUUUACGGUAGUUGGAGAUACCUAUUUAGUUGUUCUCUUUCUUCUUCUUCUUCUUCUUCUUCUUCUUCGUGGAGUCGUGUUUUCUUACUG
Messenger RNA from Hymenoscyphus albidus, 3716 nucleotides. The record is from the annotation of a GenBank genome assembly. Lineage: Eukaryota; Fungi; Ascomycota; Leotiomycetes; Helotiales; Helotiaceae.